Messenger RNA from Amoebophrya sp. A25, 4528 nucleotides. The record is from the annotation of a GenBank genome assembly. NCBI's taxonomy places the organism in Eukaryota, Dinophyceae, Syndiniales, Amoebophryaceae.
UGGAAUAACUGCUCUGUCAUUAUAAGUUUUUUUUUCAGAAUCAGUUAGAAGGGGGCGUGAAUAUUUCUUGGGGAUCUAGAUGAUAUCGUGAAGCAGCCGUUGCUGGUAUACUAUGGAUGACACCUCUUCUAUACUAUGGAUGACACCUCUUCUACUUCUUUUGCGAUUUCUUCACUCGUCACGGCAUGGUGGAUUCUGAAACAAUGACUCAUUUUGCCUUGUCCUCAUAUGUGGACAUCUUUACUAAUCAACAUCAACAACACCUCCUGCGAAACGUACCACAACCACAACUAGAUCUACCGCAGAAUAACGAUAACAUCAAGCACAAGUUAUUUCAGUUUCGUAAAAUAACCUUUCAAGUAAGACGAGUAUCAGCAUCAACUAAGAGUACUUCUUCUACUUCAUCAACACCGAAAAUAUCGACAAGAAAAUGGCAGUCUCCAUCCCUGUGAUUGCUGGGGUGCUGGCUAUGCUCCUAUCCACCGUGUUUCUCUUUCUCUAUCUCCACGUUUCGCGAUUAGUGCAGCAUCAAGGGAAGAGGACCAGUUCGAAAGAACAAGACGACGACGAUCAAGUCCAGUUGAAAGAAGACUACUAUUAUAGUACGAGUGCUUUUGAAUCAUCUACUUUGGCCAGGUUGAGGGAGGCUGAAAAGCUGGAAGCAUCACUAGCAUCUUUUGGCGCAUCAUCCUCGUUGAUUGCCACAGCUAUGGGGACAGCAGCUUCUUCUCCUGGAGGUACUCCUGGCACCACUUCUAAGCCAGCAGGUGGAGGUGCAGCUCCAACCUCUAGGACUGGAAGUAAAUCCAUGUUCUCGAGGACCAAGCAAGGAUCUUCGAUGUUUGGUAGUAAGAUGAACAAAGGUUCAACUACUCGAAACUUCAGCACCUCCAUAUUUUAAGGCUACCGCUGGACCAUCCUCAACAUCAUCCUUGGCCCUUUUUUCAAGGAGAAAAAGGCACCAGGGAGGUUCUCGGGGGUGCGAGCGCGGUAGCUCUAAAUAUUAGGUGCUGGCUCAGCGUCGUCGACGCCAACGACUGUAGCUGGUUCUUCGCCGAGUGUUGGAGAGGGGGAUUCGCAAGCAGAGGUUCUUCAACAUCAUGUGCUCACAUCAGCGCAAGAAAAACGUAUGCGAACGGCAAUGCGAGGAUCAUUGUCGAUGAAGAGUAGUGCAGCUCCGACACCGGUAGACAGCAAGAAUCCGAGUGCAAGUACUACGCCCACUGAGCUUAGAGGAGCGGGUGUUUUUAAUCAACAGAAGAUGUUGAAUUAUGCCAGCAGUAGAAGCAAUAGUACAACUCUUGAGGAGCUGCCGGAGGAGGUACAAGAACUAUAUGCUGGUACAACUAGUGGUCAAGGUCAGCAACAUCGUAACAGUUACAACACUGGUGGAGGACUUCGUUCGGCACGAAACUCCACAGAAAUUGAGCUAGUCUUGGUGGAUAAUCUUCCCUCGCCGAUCGAGACUGAGCCAUCACCAGUUCUACCACGUCCCGUCACGGAGUUACUAAGCGAACGCGACGGCGGCGAACAAGAUCCUUUUUACAAUGUCAACAAUCACGAGCAAGAAGAUUAUAGUACAGAUGAAGAUCAUGGUACCACCAAAGAGGACUACAAUUUCUACAACACUACAGCUCCCGGUCGUAAGACCACAGCAGCUUUCACACCAUCUUCGAGUCAAGGAGAUGACCUGCGCAAAAGUUUCAUGGACUCGCGAAAGGGGAGUUUAGCCUCUACGGCUGUAUCAUCUGGUACUGGUCUAGUGUCCUCAUCUGCAUCGUCAUCCUCAGCUUUAACACCAACAACACUACAGGAUCCAGGCACUAGUAUCAUGUCUGGAAAUCCAACUUCUAAGACGAACCAUUUCUCCUCAGGACAAGGCGGGCCAGCAUCGUCCAGCAAGAUGUUGGAUCGCAUUAGCGAAGCCAGUGUAAGCACCAAUACGCGUGGUAGUUCGGCUAGCGUCUCGUCCAUGCGGAGUUCGCAUGUGAGUAGCCGAGUCAGCCAGGACAGUCAAUUGCGCUUUCGCGGAGCCCGGUCAGCGGGUUCUUUAAGGCUUCUCCUAGUAUUCCAGGAUGAAUCUCAAGAGGGAUCAUUUAGACCAGGAUUUUUCUCGUUGCACCACGUAGUUUUUUUUUGAAAAAUGUACCGGGUCACUUUGGGUGCAUUUUGCACCCCAUUUUUGGAAAAAAGCUGCCGGGUCAUUUUGCGAGGACCGAAGCGGCCCCAUCUAGUGGGGGCUAGGGGGUGCCUUAAGGCGACCCUUUUUGGUCCAAAAUGGUCGCCAAAUGACCCGGGUCGUUUGGGGUGUCAAAGUGGGGUCUUUUUGCCCCCCUUUUUGACACCCCUCCAAAGCACCUCCGAGCCGAGCCUCCCAAGGGUUGGGAGACUUAGAAGCAUUCCAGGAUGAAUCUCAAGAGGGAUCAUAAGGCGUGCUCUAAGUUCUCAGCAAGGAGAAAUUGCCUUAGGGCAAGAGGAAGAGGCCGCAAGACGGGCAACGAUCGCGGCAAUCGAAGAGGAAGAUGAGGAUUCGGAACAGGAGAGAGAAGCUGGAGGACAUGAUGGAGGGAAUAUGGUAACAUCUUAAUACUCAUCCUCGUAUAAGGAAGUGAUGUAAAAGGGAUGAACAUCUUAACACUGUAAUCUUUAUGUGCUGCUGCUGUCGGUUGCGUUUUUUGGACCACAUAAGUAAGUACUUGUUUCUCGCGAAAACUGUACCUUUCCUUCCCACUACUUGCUUGAUAUCAACUACCAUGCAUAUUAAGAAAUAGCCAACAACUCUUCUAUAAUGAUCAGGAAUUUCCGACCAACAAGUCGAGCCGUAUCGCCUAUGAUAGCACCACCAUGCUCGGAGGUGAAGGGCAUGCGACCUUACUAGAGGACUUUGAUAUGACGGCUACGGAUUUCGUACAGGAUGCGCCACGGCCGGCCAAAAGACUCACUUGGCGCGAAGACAAGAACGUUCUAGCUGCUGAAGCCUUCGUUAAAGUCAGAGCUGAGGGGCUUUUUGGGCAGUUGAAGUACUUACUAUAUUAAUGCGAUAGUGAUGAAGAUUUUCUUCUUCUUGUUUCCUAUGAUUUCUACUACUCUGUCUUUCUCAAUGAUGUUCUUGCUUCUUGUUCCUGCAGAAUAACCAUGUACCAGUUUGAUAAAGUAUAAUCUUCAAUCAUGAAAUGCACCAUACGAAAACGAAUUAUUGAUUCGAUAAUCCUCUCUCAGAGAGCAAUACCCGAUCGCUGCGAAAGACCGGUGUGACGAAGAGGUCGCUGUGGUGUUGAAGAACCUGCAGACACUGGUUUCGGAUAUCGCGGGAGAUAAGUGUGGCCGACAGCGUGUGAGUUAAGACUUUGAUGUUCAUUACUUGCUAGGUUUUGACUAAAUUGGAAUCAAUCACUGAUGAAGACUACAAAGGAACGAGGGAAGAAUUGGGAUACUUAUCCACGAAUCGUAGCAGUCAGAAAAUGAAAACCCACUCUAAUGACCCAAGCAGACCAUCAUAGGGAAUGCUGUGAUGGCAGCCGAUGCGCUAGAGGCGGUGCGCAGUUGCAGUACAGCCAAAUGGGCCUCUCCUGCGACACAGAAGGUCGCGGAGCAACUACUGUCCAGUCUGGUUACGAUUGUGUUUUGUUUUUGAUUGGAGCACAGCCGGUCGCUCUUUACGUUUUGUUUCAAGACUAGGUUUAGGGGGUUCUUUUCAUGACUAUGCAGGAGUUCGUUUUUUAUUACCCUACCGCUAGUCUGUGUCAGUCUCAGUCUGUCUGAAACGAAAUGGUUUUGUUCUAAAUAUGGAUCGAGUUAGAAAUAGCAACAUAAUGUUUUGACUACAGGUGUUUUUCGAGAGUUAUAGAGUUAGGGUAACCAACACCUGCAACGUGGUGGUACGCAUGCAUUAGUUUUUUUGAAAGUCUACUAGUAUGAAUGACUAAUCAGGAGGUAAAUAAAAUAGGUGUAAAUAAAAUAGGUUGCAGUAGCUUCUUUGAUCUUCGAUCUGGCAUAUGUUCUUGUUUCUUCAUAGGCAUGGAUGUAUUUUGGUAAAGUUUGUUUCGCAUAUAAGAAUUAGAUAGAUGAGCUAGGGGUCAUAAUGGUAUAUCAGGGCAAAUUUCUUAAGGCGUUGAUCUCAAGCAGGGGUAGUAUGUUCAGGUAUGCACAAUACAUGCAGGAAUAUUCGAAGUAGCAUUCUUCACUGGUGGCAUUCCAUGAUAGACAUGCGGAAAUUCGUCCACCAAAACCAAUCACUAGUUGUCAGCAUAAGUUUUCUUGUUGUUUAUCUAGAGUGAUCAAACAUCAGCUUCUUGCGAUGCUUGGAGGAAUGUCGGUUUGGCUCAAAAAGUGGUUGAGAAACACUAAGAAAUUCAAAUCAACGGUGACCACACACAGACACAUAUGAACAGUCUUGGAAACUACAGAAUAACACGGACAAGAUGAAGAUAGAAACUUUUGCGAAGAUUCUCCAGACCACAACAUAGAGGUACUAAAAUACGAAUCUCACGAACAAGAAUCCAUUGAAAGAUGCUAGAUUAGACCCACA